Messenger RNA from Orbilia oligospora ATCC 24927, 1947 nucleotides. RefSeq lists its product as uncharacterized. Gene Ontology annotation, molecular function: metal ion binding; RNA binding. The coding region runs from base 1 to 1947 and encodes 648 amino acids. NCBI's taxonomy places the organism in Eukaryota, Fungi, Ascomycota, Orbiliomycetes, Orbiliales, Orbiliaceae. The record is from RefSeq and is a predicted model, not a curated record. The transcript is spliced from 4 exons.
AUGUUCACUGGAAACCCGUUCAAAGCGAUUGAGAUCGCUGAGGACGACAGCUCAAACAGUUCUGCUCCGGACACCAUAGUUGAGAUUGUUCAGGGCCAUCGAUCCGCUUUGGCCAAACCAACACCGCCUCCCAUCAAAACCAGCCGCUUCUCUAGUCUGUUCGAGAAGAACCUUGCGGGACCUUCUACCGCCUUUAUCGAUCAAGCCGGAGAGGGAGAAACUAACGCCCAAGUCCCACGAUACAAAGUUCCGCGCAACGGUCAAGGGGCUAAAAUGAGCUCCCCUAGCCCCCCAAGAGUUCCUGGGGAAACUUACCCUAAACGCUUGUUUGUUGACAACAUUCCAUAUGCUGCUAAUAAGAAAGACCUCAUUGCCUUUUUCGGCGGCUACAAUGUCGAGUCGAUCACUUGGCAAAGGAAGCCCGGCGUCACCAGUGGCCACAGCGGUGCCGGAUACGUCGUCCUUGGGUCUGAGGAAGAAGCUAAAGCUGCUGUUAACCAGUUGAACGGAACCGUCCUCAAGGGCCGAACAGUCAAAGUUGUCCGUUCAAAGGUUGCCAGUGGUGGCGGCCGAAAGUCUCAGCCAGAGUUUACAUAUGCAAGGCAACAAUCUAAGCCGUCCGGCCUUCAACCCAAGAUUCAGACCGUUGAUCCAGCUUCCUACAAUGGUAGCCCAAUCGGGCUCAUUUCGGACAGCACUUCUACCCUUCGUAAAGGUAUCUUUGACUUGGCCUGCAAGUCUAUCUGCAACGGGGGCAAGACUCCGGAUCAAAUCUUCCAAGAAGUCAACUUCAAUGAUGAGGAAAAGAUCAUGAUCCGUGACUUCUACUUUCGAUAUAAGCAGGCUCAAAAAAAAGCGCCAGAACUCUUCUCACCUAGCCCCAUGAUGGAUAUUCUUGAGCAUAGAUGCACGACUCAUGGUUUGACCCAAUGCAUGGAAUGUCAUCAAACCUUGCUCUUGCAAAAGAUUCAUCAAGAAGAAGACCAUAAGGAAAACAUUAGCUCCUUGACUCGAGCUAUGCACCAUCAUUCUUUGUCUUGGGAUUCUGGUGCCACCCUCCACGGAGGCGCCUACCAACCAGUCUCCACCCAUCGCAAUUCCAUGAUGACGGCUCCAGGCCAGCCUCUUCUCUCCGAGGCUACAGCUUAUCCACCCUUGACUGCAGCUAAUGCUCUCCGUCUUUACGGUCCCAAGUUCGUUCGUGAGAACUUUCCGCAACAAGAGCCUCCAAUUCACAACACCAUUGGCCAAGUCCCAAGAGGUGGUUUCAUGCCGGGUAGCCCGUACUCACGUCAGCAUGCCGUCGUCCCGACCCAGCCAGGUGUCAAAACUCAUUGCGCCUACUUUUUACGAACUGGUCGUUGCGAUUUCGCUCAACAAGGUUGCAAGUUUUCUCACGAACUUCCACCAGGUGGGCAGGCUGAGCUUACGCUCCCACCCGCUCGUCGAACUGUGUCUAGCCCACCCAAUUUCUUCGCCAACCACAAUCUCGGUCAGCUCGGAGGCGUCAUUUAUCCUGACGUCACUCAACAUUUGGGCCCCCUUCCUGACAUCGAUCUCAUCGAGUCUAUCGCUCCUGUCCAUGGAAUCCCACCACUCCCUAUCUCACGCGGCCCCCGUCUCACUGAGGGUGAAUUUUCCUUGGUCCCACGUGGUGGCAGUGGUGGUAUCAUCGGUGGCGCUACCAGAGCUACCCAGCCGGUCUUUAAUCGUUUCCAACCACUCGACGAUACCCCACACGUCAGCGCACGUCGCAGGUUGGCCAGCCAACCAACUCAACGCCAAAACUCUCGACCAUGGCGCGAGUCAUCCGAAACUAGGCACGAUAUCUCAUCUUGGAAGCAGGCCUCUGGGCGUCAAACCGGUCAUCAUAGCGAGACUGACGGUGCCGCUGACGACGAAGGGUCUUCUGAAGAUUUGAUCUCUUUGUCUUCUUUUAGCCAUUAG